AGCCAAUGAGAUUCGUGAUGUGGAUGUGGCUGUUCGUUGUGUGGAUUACUGUACUUUUUGGAGUGUCCAAUGGUGGAAUCCUAGACCGAUCUUGUGGAAGACGAAGAGUUGGUUAUAUUACAUCGUGGGGCAAACAUCCAUUUAGAGAUGAUCAGGCUGAAAAGCUGACACACUUAGUUUUCGCCUUCUUCGUCGUCGAUUCAGAUGGAAGUGUCAAGUUGGAAGGAGAUGCUGCAAAAGCAAGAUUGGAACAUGUUAAAGAGGUUGCAUCUCGUCAUCCAGAUCUCAAGCUUUUGUACGCUGUUGGAGGCUGGGAAAACUCUCAAUAUUUUUCCGUUUUAACUGCAGAUCACUCUAGAAGAUCAAUUUUAAUCUCGAACUUUGUCAAAGUUAUUAAAGAGUACGGUUUUGACGGUGUUGAUAUUGACUGGGAAUAUCCCGUAACAGGCGGUGCUGUUGAGGGUACUCCAGCUGAUCGAAGGAAUUAUGUAAACUUGAUGAGAGAACUUCGAAAUGAGUUGAGAGAUUUGGAAUCCGAAACAGGAAAGUCGUAUCUCAUAUCGUUCGCUGGAGCAGCAGGACAUUGGGUCUUGAAACCAGGAUACGAUCUACAACAAUUGAUGAAAUAUUGUGAUUUUGUGAAUGUUAUGAGUUAUGAUUAUUUUGGAGCAUGGGCUUCGAAAUGGGGUGCAUACACUGGACCCCCAGCACCAUUACAGUUUGCUAUGCCGAAAAAAUUCUCUGGAAGAAUGAACGUACAUGCCACGAUGAAAGACUACAGUUGCCAAAUAAAAGCAACUGAUAAGAUAAAUAUGGGUGUCCCAUUCUAUGGUCGUUUCUGGAAGAAUGUGGGUGAUGCUGUUGACUCAACAGAUGAUAUGUGGAGAACUGCUACGGCAACUAAUUCAGAAGGCACAAAAUUUGAAGGUGGAGAUGUUCAAUGGAGAGAUCUGCACGAGAAAUUUGAUACUACAAAAACCAAGUUUCAUUCUGGAUCCAAAACCCCAUUCAUUUGGCUUUCUGAACAAAAAACCUUUGUUGGAUAUGAAAAUGCUGAAAGUCUCAAACAUAAAGUUGAUUAUAUAGUUGAAAAUAAUAUUGGAGGAGUUAUGAUAUGGGCAAUUGACUUUGAUGAUGAUCAAGGUACCCUUCUGAACUCUGCUGCAGCUGAAUCUAUUUGUACCACAUCAACAAAGUCAUUCAACUACAAGUGUUCUCCAGUAGACGACAAAAGAUGGUGGACAUAUGAUGAUAAUGAGGAAUUGGCUGGAAUGUGUGGAAAAUCGUCUCCAUUGAUUGAUGGAUAUUAUCCCGUUUGUGAUCCAGAUGAUCCAGGUCAUGCUUGUUGUGGAAAGUAUGGCUAUUGCGGUUCCGGUGCAGAAUUCUGUUCUUGUCCUGAAUGUAUUGACUAUGGUGCAGAUCCAAAUUUAAUUUUGAAAGAACCAGUGAAACCAAGCCAAAAGAUCACAUGGUACACAUCGGAUGCUGGAGAAGGGAAACGUGGACGAUGUGGUCGAGAUGUUCCACCUUUAGAAGGAGAAGCGCCAACUUGUAAUCCAGAUGAUGCUAAUGCUCAUUGUUGUAGUAAUGGAGGUUACUGUGGAAAUUCAAAGGAACAUUGUGAAUGUAAUGGAUGUAUUGAUUUUGCAAAACAGAGAGAUUUCAAAUAUAAACCAUUAGAAUGGUGGACAUUUUCUGAGAAUCCAGCCAACGUUGGUCGUUGUGGUUACAAUGCUCCACGACUUUCUACUGGAAAAAUUCCAAAAUGUGAUCCGGAUUCUGAAUCCUACUGUUGCAGUAAUAGUGGCUAUUGCGGAAAAGGAGAACAAUAUUGUAGCUGUUUAGGAUGUGCUGAUUUCAAGGCAAAUCCUGCAUUUGAGUAUUAAACUUUCUCACUACUUAUCUGAAACUGUAUAUACCGAUAAAUUAUUUCAAUUGU
This is a messenger RNA of Caenorhabditis elegans, 1939 nucleotides long. It is a transcript of the gene cht-2, whose product is annotated as GH18 domain-containing protein. Gene Ontology annotation, molecular function: chitin binding; hydrolase activity, hydrolyzing O-glycosyl compounds; endochitinase activity. Gene Ontology annotation, biological process: carbohydrate metabolic process; chitin catabolic process. The record is from RefSeq and is marked reviewed. Lineage: Eukaryota; Metazoa; Nematoda; Chromadorea; Rhabditida; Rhabditidae.